AUGCCUCCUUCACCGGCGCUGCCACCACCCGAUUUUCCGAUCAGUGAAAGGCCGCCAGUGACCACAGGACUGCCGCCGGACGUAAAACGCUGCAUUGUCGCCGUGUUGUGCCGCUGCCACCGUCCCUCCAUGUCUUCUUCUUCUUUUUCUGCCCUCUGCCGCCAUCUCCCUACGGUUGCUCAACUCGUCGGUGUUUCCGUCACCGACGAAGACAUGGACGACGUAGCAAUUGUCAGAGGAACCAACACUCGUAGCCGCUGCUAUCAUCAUGGCUUGCUGUCACCGUCGCCGCCUCACUACUAG
Messenger RNA from Lactuca virosa, 303 nucleotides. NCBI's taxonomy places the organism in Eukaryota, Viridiplantae, Streptophyta, Magnoliopsida, Asterales, Asteraceae. The record is from the annotation of a GenBank genome assembly.